UCUUCUCGAUGGAAGCAGAACCUUGUCCAAACAUGCAGAGAGCUCCAUGGACUACCUUCCUGUGGAACUUCCAGGUGGCGCUGUAGUCUCCAAAAGCGAUGUCCUUACCGUCUCUGGUCAGGACGUCCGUGGUCACCUUCAUUACACAUGAACAUCAUCGUCACAUGAUGAGCCGGAAGCCGGCAGUAAGAUGGCGCCGGAAGCCGGAAGUAAGAUGACGCCGGAAAGAAGCAAGAAGCGGGAAGAAAGAUGGCGUCCUCUGAGACGCAGGCCAGGUUCGGUCAGUCCGUGAAAGGAUUAUUAUCUGACAAAGUAGCUGCGUGCAGUGUGGACGUCAUCGCUCUCACGCGGCAGGUGCUGAAGAUCUCCCGCAGCCAAGAGCUUCUGGGUCAAGCGGCCAGGAAUAUGGUGAUUCAGGAGGACGCCAUCUUCCAUUCAGAAGACUGUCUUGUCUUUCAGAGCCUCAGAAAGAUGUCCAUCAUCACCACACAUCUCCAGUACCAGCAGGAGGCCAUCCAGAAGAAGUGUGCGAUCCAGGCACCUGAACUCGAUUGUGGCGUCACUCCCGCCGCUCACCGUCCACGCUUCCAUUUUUGCCAGGCCCUCCAUCUAUGUGUCUGCCUCGCCGUCAGACUACCACCCCCACCUCACCAUGGUAUAUAGAACUAGACAAGCUACAACGACACCAUCAGAUCCCCCGUCAGGGCAAAGAAAAACUCUACCCAUAGUACAAAGAGAAACCUUGGAGAGGACCGCAGAUGUGGAGACCUCCCUGGGCGACCACAGCAAUAAAUGAAUACAUACUUACCUUUGUAUGGAUCUUGCAUAAUAUUGUGAGUGUCUAGUCCAUAGUGGGGCCAGCAGGAGACCAAACCCGAGCGGUUACACGUCAUCAGCGCAGAGAUGUCCCCAACCGAUGCACAGACGAGCAGUCCACCCCGGGUCCCGACUUUGGACAGCCAGCGUUUCAUCCGUGGCCACACUGCAUGUACAUACAUACAUAUACACAUUAUAUAUACAUACAUAUAAACAUAUACGGAUAUAUAUAUAUAUAU
This is a messenger RNA of Nerophis ophidion (straightnose pipefish), 1055 nucleotides long. It is a transcript of the gene borcs7, whose product is annotated as BLOC-1 related complex subunit 7. NCBI's taxonomy places the organism in Eukaryota, Metazoa, Chordata, Actinopteri, Syngnathiformes, Syngnathidae. The transcript is spliced from 7 exons. The coding region runs from base 250 to 663 and encodes 137 amino acids. Gene Ontology annotation, cellular component: BORC complex. The record is from RefSeq and is a predicted model, not a curated record.